AUGGCACCGAAGACAGGCGAAAUUUCCAAUGACAGCUCAUCACAAACUGAAGCUACGUCAGUGGGCGACCAACAGGAAAAUAUAUGGUCCUCAAUUCUUAAAAGCGUAGCUUCUUCCAAAAUGGUUCCUACCAAAAGCUUAUUGAUUUUAGGUGACAGAGAAUCUGGCAAAUCCACUCUCAUCAGGCACCUUAAAGGUGAAGAAGACGAGGACGUUUAUGAAGUCCCAGAGGUAAAUGGUAGUGCCUCAAAGGAUGUCGGCAUCGGUACAGAUGACACUUCAAAUAAAAAACCUUCUCAAAACGACUUUGCAUUAAGUUACACCUUUGUGGAGAUAAAAGAUGACGAAGCGGAGGAUACUCUUGCCCGUCUUGGAUUAUAUCAGCUAGCAGGGUCUCAGGAUGCAUAUCAGUCUCUCCUUCGUUUUUCUCUUAAUUCCACAACCCUUCCGGAUUCUCUUGUGGUAAUUGUUUUGGAUUGGGCACGCCCUUGGAAUUUUAUCGAAACCUUACAACGAUGGGUUAAGUUUGUUGAACGUGGUAUUGAAAAUAUUAAAACCGAAGGAGCCAGUGGGUCCAAGGAUGGUUGGACUAAAGGAAAAGCCAUUGUCGAUGAAAUGAAAGAAGCACAUAUUCGUUGCGAUCUCAAAGUUUUGCACCCGAUAGAUGGUGCUGCGCUCUUCUAUACAACAACUCGACAACCAAAGACCUUCAUCAACUUGCGCCAAUAUAUUCUUCAUCGACUUCUCGGGUCUAAGGCUUCUUCCAGUGAUACGAAAUCUUCCUACGCUUUUAAUAUUGAGCCAACGUUUGUUGAACGUGAGACGGUAUUGAUUCCCGCCGGUUGGGAUUCUUGGAUAAAGAUUAAAGUUAUGGGGGAAGGAUUUAACUGUGAGGGAUUACUUCAAGGAUGGGACAUGGACAUUUCCGGUCGAACCGAGGUACAAGAUGGUGUUGAGGAAAUUUUCAGCGCAAAUAAGAUAUUUAAUGAUGUUGUUGAUAGCUUUGAGAACGACAAGCCACUUAGCGGUCCAUCAAUUAUUGAGGCAGAAGAUGAACAAGCGUUCUUUGCUCGUCAUGUCGAAACCCUACUGAAAGCAAAUAAUGAACGUCCACCAUCGGUUGUUGGACCAAUGAGUGCACCUUCAGUCACUUACGGAAAUUUUGGAGACAUCCCAGAUCUCGAUGUUAUUACACAAGUACCAAGUUUACCCACUUUGCCUCCAAAACCAACCAGAACAAAGUCCACUUCUUCAAACUCAUCCCCACCUGUUCAAGUUUCGAAUGGUACUCCGGUUGUUACAGACGUACCGCUCACAGCAGCACCUACAACCCAAAACGAAGUUCUUGCGAACUUCUUUGCAGCUUUGCUUACUAAGAAAGGUAACGCAACUCAAACACCCUCCGGUUCAGGAUCCUCGCAAUUGUCAUCCCCAACUGAUCCGUCCAGUAACAUUUCUGCGAACACCAAACCAUCACCAUCGAGAAAGAUGGUAGAGAAGGAAUUGGCUAAUAUAAAAAUAUCUAAUAGUACCGCUGUUAGUAGUACAGCUGCGAAAUAA
Molecule: messenger RNA, 1560 nt
Organism: Acaulospora colombiana
Lineage: Eukaryota; Fungi; Glomeromycota; Glomeromycetes; Diversisporales; Acaulosporaceae
Source: the annotation of a GenBank genome assembly